UGUGGCCCUAGUCGCUCGCCUCCCUUCAGGCCGGAGUAAUAAACAGGGAAAUCUGAUGAGCGGGAUGGUUAAAGGCGGUCUUGAAAGAAAAAAAGAAAAAGUUGAGAUUCAUUGGCCCCAGGCUCAGCAGCAUCUCCUACAGAUGGAGGACCUGGAGCAAGGCCUGUUGAUGCAACCCUGGGCAUGUCUACAGCUUGCUGAGGAAUCCCUCUUGGCCAAAGCUCAUAUCACCACGCAGGGCUAUGCCUUGCUGGUCUCAGAUCUGCAGCAGGUGUGGCACGAACAAGUGGACGCUAGUGUGGUCAGCCAGCGAGCCAAGGAACUGAACAAGCGCCUGACUGCCCCCCCUGCUGCUUUUCUCAGUCGUUUGGAUGCUCUGCUGCGUCCAUUGUUGAAGGACACCGCCUGCCCCAGUGAAGCUACAUUCUCCUGUGACCGUGUGGCAGACACUCUGGUACUGCGGGUGCGGAGUGAGCUCGCUGGUCUCCCUUUCUACUGGGAUUUCCAUUGCAUCCUUGCCAGCCCUUCCCUGGUCUCCCAGCAUUUGAUUCGUCCUCUGAUGGGCAUGAGCCUGGCACUACAGCACCAAGUGCGAGAGUUAGUGACACUGCUGCACAUGAAGGACCUGGAGCUUCAGGACUACCGGGAGAGCGGGGCCACGCUGAGCCGAGAUCGAUUGAAGACAGAGCCAUUUGAAGAAAAUUUCUUCUUGGAACAGUUUAUGGCAGAGAAACUACCUGAGACAUGCGGUGUUGGUGACGGCAGACCCUUUGUCAUGAAUCUACAGAGUCUGUAUGUGGCAGUGACCAGACAAGCAGUCCAGGAGGCACAGAGGCAUCAAGACACUGGAGAUCCUCAGACGGCUCACAGCACCUGCCCCCAAGAAACUGACGGCCAGCUUCUGAACCAGCAGGAACAGCCCGUGCCUUCAGAACCAUCCCUCCCGGAGCCCACCGAAACUUCGGGCCCUCUGCAGAGACCUCAGCUCUCAAAGGUCAAGAGGAAGAAGCUAAAGGGGCUCUUCAGUUAACCUGUCACUCUCAGCUGCUGAGGAUGGCCUUGGAGAACAGCGUCCUAGUGUCACCCUGAAAGGCACUCGCCGGACAGUAUCUUUUAUACAGGUUCUGCUGUCCGAGGCCCCACUGUAAGGCGAGAUAACUGAAGUUCACAUUGAUAGGCCUCCUGAGUGGGUUCUGUUAAGGGGGGGCAUUGGGAAUCUCGGCCCCCACCCAUCGGGCAUUCCCUGCCCAAGUGGAAGCCAGUCUCUGGGAAUUCCAUAUUCUCCUUUCUGUUGGUGAAGGUUUUCUCGGCCUAGGACCCUACCCUGGACUUUAGGUAUAUAGGGCAAGUCUACAAAAAGGCACAACAUGCUGAAGGAAGCCUUGUCUGCCUUUCGAAAGAGUCCUGAGCCAAUUCUGGUAUUCGCCACCCGCUUCUCUCUCUAGCAUGAAAUAAAAGCAGUCACACUCCCCUGCUUUUGAGUUUACUUUCUU
Molecule: messenger RNA, 1493 nt
Organism: Talpa occidentalis (Iberian mole)
Lineage: Eukaryota; Metazoa; Chordata; Mammalia; Eulipotyphla; Talpidae
Gene: NHEJ1
Product: non-homologous end joining factor 1
Exons: 8
Coding region: 56-1030 (324 amino acids)
Biological process (GO): double-strand break repair via nonhomologous end joining
Cellular component (GO): nucleus; DNA ligase IV complex
Molecular function (GO): DNA end binding
Source: RefSeq, a predicted model, not a curated record